UGCCCCAGAGAUUGAUGUAAUAAAAGUGAUGAACAAAACACACAGCCCCAGCAACACAAAAUUUGAUUUCUGUCGCACUACUUUCCGCCCCCCCUCUCUCUCCUCUCUCUCUCUUUCUCUCUCUUCAAUCAUCACUUUGGUCGGCGUCUCAGAUUUUCAAAAUCAUCUCCGAUACGAUCAACCUCCCUCUACUACCAUCUCCACCGAUUGAUCAAUUCUGGUAAUUCAUCAAGCUCCGCUUUUUUAAAUUCAAUGGAGAAUUCGAAAGCUGCUAGCGACGGAUCGAAUAACACCAGCACUACAACCGACGAAGAGAACCCUAAUAAUUCAGCCACUGUAGAGGAAGGAUCGGACAACGUGAACAACCAAUCUCGUCAGUCCUCGAGAACUCCUUUCACAAAUCUCAGUCAGGUCGAUGCUGAUCUCGCUCUCGCCAGAACCUUACAGGAACAGGAAAGGGCAUAUAUGAUGCUGAGAUUGAAUGGUGAUGAUUAUGGAGGUUGGGAAGUUGGAAGCUACGGAAAUGAGGACGAUGAUGAUUUUGAUGAUCCCAGUGAAGAUGAAGAUGAAUAUGAUGUUACUGACGCGGACGAUGAUGAUGAGGAUGCUUUCGACGUGCAUGCACAUGCUGAAUCUGGAGAGGGUAAUAACUCUGGUGUUGAGUUAGAUCCGGCUAGUUUUCCAAGCGAUGAGGCCUUUGCGAGAGCCCUACAAGAUGCUGAAGAACGAGAAAUGGCUGCCAGAUUGUUGUCCCUAGCUGGGAUAAAUGACUUGGUUUCUGAGGAAGCUGAGGAUACAGAGAACCAUGGUAGCAACUCUCAGGAUACAUGGGAGGAACUUGAUCCAGAUGAACUAUCAUAUGAGGAAUUGGUUGCAUUGGGUGAAGUAGUUGGAACUGAAACCAGAGGGCUGUCUGCUGAUUCAAUUGCAUCUUUGCCUUCAAUGAAUUACAAUAUGCAAAGCAUUCAGGAUGGAAGCAGUGAUUCGUGUGUUAUUUGCCGGUUGGACUAUGAGGAUGGUGAUACCUUGACUUUGCUUUCUUGCAAACAUUCAUACCACUCCGAAUGCAUAAUCAAUUGGUUACGAAUAAACAAGGUCUGUCCUGUUUGCAAUGCUGAGGUCUCGACAUCUGGAAACAGCUAAUGGAGUUUAUGGAUGGUUCUCUUCUAUGAGUUGAAUAUACUCUACAUAAGUUGGGCAGACAACAAAAUUCAUAACUGUUGAUUUUAAAUAUUGUGCUCCCCUGAUGGUCGAAGAACUAUAAAUAUCUGAUAGGACUAAUAUCUACUUUCUGCCCAUUCAUUAUUCUGCCGAAUGUUACAGCCACCUUAAAAUGUUGGCUUACCCCAUCUCUCUCUCUCUAUCUCUAUUUUUUUUUUUUUUUUGGGUUUUGUUUUGGUCUUUAGCUAUUCUGUAAUGACAAGAAUAGUAUCUGAUAUUGUGAAAUAUUUUAGUAGCUUUUUUUC
Cornus florida is the source of this 1466-nucleotide messenger RNA. RefSeq names its product E3 ubiquitin ligase BIG BROTHER-related. The record is from RefSeq and is a predicted model, not a curated record. Bases 253 to 1143 code for a protein of 296 amino acids. NCBI's taxonomy places the organism in Eukaryota, Viridiplantae, Streptophyta, Magnoliopsida, Cornales, Cornaceae. The transcript is spliced from 7 exons.